Molecule: messenger RNA, 2469 nt
Organism: Aspergillus tanneri
Lineage: Eukaryota; Fungi; Ascomycota; Eurotiomycetes; Eurotiales; Aspergillaceae
Product: WD repeat PLAP family protein
Exons: 3
Coding region: 1-2469 (822 amino acids)
Biological process (GO): ubiquitin recycling; proteasome-mediated ubiquitin-dependent protein catabolic process
Cellular component (GO): nucleus; cytoplasm
Molecular function (GO): ubiquitin binding
Source: RefSeq, a predicted model, not a curated record
AUGGAACUCAAUCCCAAGAGACCAGCACAGCAGGAACCUCCUCAACCUGUUCUCUCUCGUUCUUACCUCUUCUUUGAUACCUUCCCCUUUUCUCCGGCAUCCCAGAUCUCUGGUAGACCUGCCGGACCACCUUCCAUUAGCCUCUACCCCGACAAUCUUUAUGUUCGUGCUGUGGCCUUUCCCAACCCCAAUACCGUGUUGUCAGCCUCGCGAGAUGCAACCCUUCGGCUCUGGAAGCUGGUCUCUACCCCGCCCCCAACGUACGACUAUAUCAUCACAUCCCACGGCUCGGGAUUCAUCAACACCCUAGCUUACUACCCUCCAACCCCCGAUUUUCCCCAAGGACUUGUGCUCUCUGGCGGUCAAGACACUAUCAUAGAGGCACGACAGCCUAGUAAAGCUGCAGAUGACAAUGCAGAUGCUAUGCUACUGGGUCAUAGUCACAACGUAUGCGCAUUAGAUGUAUGCCCUGAAGGAGGAUGGGUCAUAAGCGGUAGUUGGGAUUCAACUGCUAGGCUAUGGCGUGUUGGCAAGUGGGAGCCAGAGGUUGUCUUUGAGGACCACCAGGGUAGUGUCUGGACAGUGUUGGCCUAUGACAAGGAAACAGUCAUUACGGGCUGUGCGGAUAGCAUAAUUCGGAUAUUCAACACCUCUGGAGCCCUUAUAAAGAGCAUCAAAGAUUCCCGAGAUGUUGUCAGGGCUCUUUGCAAACUUCCUGCUUUCAAUCCCAUGGGUGCACACUUUGCCUCGGCAGGUAAUGACAGUGUUAUUCGACUCUUCACCAUACAGGGCAAACAAGUUGCGGAACUGCAUGGUCACGAAAGCUUCAUUUACUCUUUGGAUGUCUUGUCGUCGGGUGAACUAGUCAGUUCCGGAGAAGAUCGAACGGUGAGAGUCUGGAACGGUACACAGUGCGUGCAAACUAUCACUCAUCCAGCAAUUUCGGUAUGGAGUGUAGCUGCUUGUAAGGAGUCUGGCGACAUCGUUACUGGCGCUAGUGACCGUAUCACCCGCGUCUUUACCCGGAGUGAGGAGCGAUUGGCAAGCCCCGAGGUCGUGCAACAAUUUGAGCAGACUGUCAAAGAGUCGGCAAUUCCAGAACAACAGGUGGGGAAUAUCAACAAAGAGAAGCUUCCAGGGCCCGAAUUUCUUAAGCAGAAAUCCGGCACUAAAGAUGGCCAAGUGCAAAUGAUACGUGAGGAUAAUGGUAGCGUGACUGCGCAUACAUGGUCCGUGGCGUCGCAAGAAUGGGUCGCUGUGGGUACGGUGGUUGACUCUGCAGCAAGCAGCGGAAGAAAGAUUGGGUAUUUAGGCCAAGAUUACGAUUACGUCUUCGACGUUGACGUUGAAGACGGAAAACCUCCUCUCAAACUACCCUAUAAUGUUUCGCAGAACCCGUACGAGGCUGCAACGAAAUUCAUCCAGGAUAAUGAACUACCCAUGAGCUACCUUGAUCAGGUCGCCCAAUUCAUUGUUCAAAACACACAGGGUGCGAACCUCGGGCAGUCCUCUCAGGAUGCCACGCCUGCAGGUGCUGAUCCCUGGGGUCAAGAGAAUCGUUAUCGCCCAGGAGAUGCUUCCGCCACGCAACCGCCAUCGAUUCCCGGGCCACGUCCCAAAGUCCUCCCGCAGAAGUCAUAUCUAUCCAUCAAAACCGCAAAUCUGAAGGUUAUAGCCAAGAAGCUGGGUGAGAUAAAUGAGCAGCUUGUAUCGUCAGGAUCAAAAGACCUGUCGUUGAGUCCCUCGGAGGUGGAGACGGUGGUUGCGCUGUGUAGCGAACUGGAGGCCUCAGAGCAACCUAAGCAAUCACCUGUCAUUGAAGCUGGAAUUCCCUUGCUAUUCAAAGUCGCAACAGUGUGGCCCGUAUCGAACCGACUGCCCGGUUUGGACCUCCUUCGUCUACUAGCAGCUGCUACUCCUGUGACUGCCACUACGGAUUACAAUGGCCAGGAUCUUUUCACCGGUCUCCAAGCCAGUGGAGUAUUCGAUGUUCCCCUAAAUGUGAAUAACGCAAUGUUGUCCGUCAGAAUGCUGGCCAACCUCUUUGAAACCGACACCGGCCGCCAAUUGGCCGUGAGAAGAUUCAAUCAGAUCGUCACCGCGGUCAAAUCCGCCUUGUCCAACGGUGGGGCCAAUCGCAAUCUUACCAUCGCAGUAGCGACGCUCUACAUAAAUUUCGCAGUCUAUCUAACCUCUGAAGGUAGAGAGUCCGCUCCUGAAUCAUCCGAGCGAGGCUUGGUGCUUCUUGCGGAGCUCGCGUGGAUGGUUUCCGGAGAGAAGGAUUCAGAGGCAGCCUAUCGAGGUCUUGUCGCUCUAGGAACAUUGGUCAAGGCCCUAGGAGAGGAGGUCAGAAGUGCCGCUAAAGAGAUCUACGAUGUUGGUCAAAUGCUUGGAACCAUGUCCGGUUCUAGUAUUGGAAAGGAGCCCAGAGUUAAAGGUAUUAUUAGCGAGAUUAGAGAGCUGAUGUAA